GGCGGAAGAGUGGCGCGCAGGUAUGACGUCAUCAGCGCUGCGCCGCCUUCCCUCGCGGGCUGGGCCGAGGACCUCUGAAAUGCACGAGUGACCCCCCCCCACACACACCUGCUGCUCCCCGCCGGUGGAUCAUGGCAGCUCAGCUGAUGCACCGCUGUCGCUGGCUCUUCAGCGUCGUUGUUCCUGCUGCCUCAGCGGCCCCAACUUGCAUGCUGGCACCUUGGGGCAAGAAGGUGAUUGUGAGGGUGCUUCCCCGGCUGUCUGUCCUUCCGCUGUACACCUUGAACGUCUCUGGGCUGAAAGACAACGAGCCGACACAGAUGGGCGACAAACGUCUUAGUUCCCAAAAACUCAAAAAGUUCCUUUCAGUAGCCACCACCACCGAAGAGGUCUUGGAUCUUAGUAAGAUGUACAGUGUUGAUGCCUCGAUGGCUUCCCAAAUCAUCAUCAAGCUCUCCCAGCUGGCAGCGGCAGGAAACGAAGACACUGAGAGAAUCAUAAAUGACAAACGCUUUGAGCUCCUGUUCCUCUGUCUCAGUCAGAACAUAUCACAAAUCUUGAACUGGACCUUGGUGGGCCUCCUGAAGAGUUGUUACCAUCUGGACAGCACCAUGGAGAAGUUUGAAAUAGUGAAGCAAGAGGUGUACUAUCGCCUGAAGCAUCUCAGCGUCAAGCAGCUCAGUUCCCUAGCCAGUUUCCUGGCCUCCAGCAAGCAGACACAGAAUGGUAACAACCUGCUGAAAGACUUGGUGAUCAACCUGGAGCUCCGCUGGACAGAGAUUGAGGACGUCAGUACCGUGGUGACGCUGAUGUCACAAGUCAGGCAGUUCUCACCGACCCUAAUGAAGCGGCUGGAGACCAAGGCAUUGCAGUUGGCCGAGAAUUUCACUUCUCAGGAGACUCAGAAGAUGAUACAAGCAUUGGCGCUCCAGAACCAACGCUAUCUCCCCCUGCUCCGGGCCCUUUCCUACUACUUGGCCCAGAAUCGGAGUGAACUGCAUGUGGGCGCCAUAGUGGAUCUGCUCUUUGCCUGUGGAACACUGAAUUUCUCUGACUCCCAUCUAUUGGAGAAGCUGGCAUCUGACCUACUUGCCCAAGUGCCCAAGAUAACGCCCUUGUACGUGGUGCGCUACCUCCGCUCCUUUGCUACCCUCAGGUGGUUCAGCCUGCCGCUCUUUGAUGCCACCACUCAGUAUAUCCUGACCAACGCCGACCAGUUCAGCCCACUUCAGCUCUGCAGCAUCGUGCAGUCUUUUGCCUACCUGAAUUUCCAGCCCACCGAGAGGGACAGCUUCUAUAACCUGGUGGACCAGAAGAUCAGUGGGUUGCUGACCACCCUGAGUCCGGAACUGCUUGUGGAUCUGGUGUGGUCUCUGUGCAUGCUGCAACAGGUCAAGGUUCCCUACCUGCAGAGUGUGUUGGGGCCAGCAUUCGAAGAGCAUCUGCUACAUAAAGCAAACGACACCUCCCACAAAGGCCAGACAUUCAAGGUCAAGAUAAUGCACAUCAACGCAACUGCCCUGUUGGAAUGCCCUGAGUACAAGUGCCCCUCCCUGCCACCACAGAUACUGCAGGCUCUGGCACCGCGGGACCACAGGAAGCCCACCCCGCUUCAGAGCACCCUGCUCUGUGUGCUGCGCGAGGUGCUCGGUGACGAGGACAAGUGGCGCAUCAGAGUGGACACCAUCUACGGCUGGCAGCUCACUGCUGAGGUGCUGCUGAACAGUGACAACCAGCCCAUUCCCCUGAAGGAUUUUGUUGCUCCCCACCUGUUUUCCUCAGAAGGGACAGAGCUGUUGCCACCACGUGCCAGGAGGAUGGCUUUCCUGCCCUGGGAGUUCUCCAACUUCUGCCACCAGAACAAGGACCUGCUGGGCGGCUUCGCUAUGGCCCGGCGACACCUGCAAGCUGCUGGCUUUAUAGUCGUGGAGGUCCCGUGGUACGAGUUCCAGGAGCAGAAAUCAGACACACAGAAGAUCGCCUACAUCAAGGGCAAGAUGAGUAAAGCCAUAGCCAAAGAGAUGGCUAAGUAACCCCAGUCCGGCUGAGGUGGGAUGAGAGGAGGCUGCUGCGUGACCCGCUGCUGCCGUAUAGAAACAUUCACCGGAAUAAAGCACUAUUGUACAAUCCAGCUGGCAUGGCACACAGCUGUGUUCACCAGCCCGGCUUGUGCGCGCAGCACGGUGUGCUUGCCCUCUUCGCUCGGAGCGGACAGCUGUGCAUGCUGCCUGCUGCUAUUUGGGGCUGGGGGCAAGAGUUGGAAGAGCCACUGGGUGAUCCCUUCCCCUGUACAGUGCCCCAAAGGGGUCCCAGGGCUGCCAGGGAAGCUGUGUUUGUGGACCUUCUGCUGGGGUUAAUAACUAAAUAAAGUCUCCUUCCCA
Molecule: messenger RNA, 2381 nt
Organism: Alligator sinensis (Chinese alligator)
Lineage: Eukaryota; Metazoa; Chordata; Crocodylia; Alligatoridae
Gene: FASTKD4
Product: transforming growth factor beta regulator 4
Exons: 11
Coding region: 132-2033 (633 amino acids)
Biological process (GO): regulation of mitochondrial mRNA stability; mitochondrial RNA processing
Cellular component (GO): ribonucleoprotein granule; mitochondrial matrix
Molecular function (GO): RNA binding
Source: RefSeq, a predicted model, not a curated record